Molecule: messenger RNA, 1721 nt
Organism: Cucurbita pepo subsp. pepo (vegetable marrow)
Lineage: Eukaryota; Viridiplantae; Streptophyta; Magnoliopsida; Cucurbitales; Cucurbitaceae
Biological process (GO): male meiosis II
Source: RefSeq, a predicted model, not a curated record
UCGACCGUUUCACCCUGCCCCACUUGCCCUCCUUUCCUUUACUACCAAUUCGAAGCAUUCACUCUGUCUCUUUCUCUCAUCUUCAUCGGAUUCUCUAAUCUUCGUCGGAUUCUCCCUCUACCUUACUCUGUAUAUCCAACCAUGAAAACCCAUUAGAGGGAUCGGCCUUUCAGUGUCAUCGGAGCAUUUAUCUCAGUCGGAGAGUCUUCCAUUUUUGUUUUAUCAACAAUGGGGUGCUUCAUUGCUUGUUUUCGCUCUUCAGAUGACGUGAAGCGCAGGGAACAAAGGCGACGCAAGGUUUUGCCACGAAUCCAAGCUAAUGCUAUCUCCAAGCCCGUUCAGACCUCACCAUCCGCCGUAGACAAUGCUUCUGAUAGAUCUACUAGUCCGAUUCUGAAAGCUCGGGACAGGCCCGAGGAGCUGCAACUAAGCCCGACUACUAGGAAAAGAGUAACGUUUGAUUCUAAUGUAAAGACAUAUGAGCUUGAUCAUGUUGAAGCUGAAGCUGAAGCUGAUGUCUUACUUGAAAAGGAAGGGUACAAGGAGGAGAAGGAACUAGCUGGAAUAUCCCAAUGCAAAUCUCGCUCCGAAGAUGGCUCCACUGUUUCGAGUGUUUCGUCGUACCCUCCCAAUCAUAGGUACCAGAAUUAUAGGGAGAGUGAUGAUGAUGAUGAUGAAUUGGAUUAUGCUGAUAGUGAUCUUGAUCAUGAUCAUGUUGACGAUGAUGAUGAUGAUGGUGAUGAGAACGAUGAUAUUGAGGAUGAAGAGUAUGACCAUUUCUCUGAUGAUGAAAGUGGGAGCAAUUCUGCUCAAGUGUUUGCUGAUGAGGUCGAUAGCUGUUUGUCUGUAUGUGGGUGUCCUGGAAAGGCUGAGCCUCAAAUAGGGGCGAGACGGACUGCUCGAGAUAGGAAUGCCUGUGUUCAUUCUGUGUUGAAGCCUGUGGAAAAUAUCUCACAGUGGAAGGCAGUUAAAGUUAGGGAUAAACAUCGGUCGAAUCCUCCUUCCCACAAAGAGAAUUUGGCACUAAAUGGAGCUCCUAGGAGUUCUUUUGGGACAGAGCCAAGUUUCAAAGAAUCAUCAUUUGGUUGCAAAUCAAAAACUUGCCAACCUAAGAACUCAGAUCAAGGCAUAGCCGUUGAUGCCAGCCUUUCAAACUGGUUGAGUUCUUCAGUUACAACACCCCCAAGCAAGACUAGCACAGGCAUUUUAGGUCUUACAACACCAGAGUCACAAGGGUCAAACUCACCUAAAAACCAGGAAGAUAGACCAAUUUUGGGAGCCUUAACUAUGGAGGAGCUCCGACAGUUCUCACCUCCUCCAAGGAGAUCACCAAAUAGAAGUCCCAAUGAGAUGCCAAUCAUUGGGACGGUCGGCACAUACUGGAGUCACUCCAGCUCUGUUGAGGAUUCUGGACCAGCCUCUUUCAAAAGAGAGUCAAAUAUCAGCGGUAACUACAGAGAAGAAAUGCGUGUGAAGUAAGACUGGCACUGAAUUCUGAUUGAUGUUGUGGAAGGAAGAAACCAGUUUGUUUGGAGUGAGUGUGUCAUAGAUGUUGAUAAAUGAGGUAUGAGUUUGAAUAAACGAGUGCAAGCUUGCCAACUUGAUCAACACCAUUGUAUGAUAGACAUGUUUGGGAGAGUUGUAUUGGUGUGUUUGAAUUGAUUUAUUUGUUGUAAUACUCUUUUGUUCCAUAGAGGUAAUUCAUUCGUUUGCUUAUUGUU